This is a messenger RNA of Lingula anatina, 3602 nucleotides long. RefSeq names its product neutral alpha-glucosidase AB. The record is from RefSeq and is a predicted model, not a curated record. Gene Ontology annotation, molecular function: carbohydrate binding; alpha-glucosidase activity. Lineage: Eukaryota; Metazoa; Brachiopoda; Lingulata; Lingulida; Lingulidae. Gene Ontology annotation, biological process: N-glycan processing; carbohydrate metabolic process.
GGGGCACCUGUGUUCGAAACUAAUUUAUUUAGACAAAAAAUUAAACAUGGCGCUGUCCAUGAGAUCCACAGUCUAUAUACUAAAUAAAGUUUUGGUGGUGGGAGUGCUGCUGUCUUAUGUAGCAUCUGUGGAUAAAAGUAAUUUUAAAACAUGUGACCAGAGUGGGUUUUGCAAGCGUCAAAGAGCAUACAAACCAGACCAGUCACCAUAUGUAGCUUUACUAGACUCGGUUCAAAUAGAACCAACAAAAAUGAAGGUGCAAUUAUUGAACACGCAGAAUCAAGUGAGACUCUUACUGGAAGUUAUUGGUCUAGAGAGGAAUAUGGCUAGAGUUAAAAUUAAUGAACUAAACCCCAUCAAACCUCGUUAUGAAAUACCUGUGGGAGAUGUACUGAUUGGAGAUCCAAAACAAGACAAAAUUGAAAUAAGCCACAAGGAUGGAGGUUCUAUAAGCCUAGCAUUUCAAAGCAAUAAAAUUGUCCUCCAGUCCAAGCCAUUCAGGAUAGACUUUGUGGCUAGUGAGCACCCUGUUGUCUCCUUAAAUGCUAAUGGACUGUUGAAAUUUGAGCAUCUUCGUCUGAAGACUGUCACCCAGGAAGAAAAGAAAGAGCAGGCAGGCGGCUUCUUAGGCGGCCUAUAUUCAUGGUUUUCCAAACCUUUCAGAGGAGACGAGAAGCAGGAGGGAGAAAAUCAAGAAGGACAGGGUGCUGAAGAAAGACCAGAGGGACAGGAGCAGGCUGCAGAAGAAGAGAAGGAACCAGAGGCAAAGGAACCAGAAGAACCAGACAUGUGGGAGGAGUCCUUCAAGGGCCACUCAGAUUCCAAACCAAAUGGACCAACAUCGGUGGGUAUAGACAUUUCCUUCCCAGGCUUCGAGCAAGUGUAUGGUAUUCCUGAACAUGCAGACUCACUGGCUCUUCGGUCCACAAAAGACAUGGACCCCUAUCGCCUGUACAACUUGGACGUGUUUGAGUACGAGUUGGACUCUCCUGCUGCCCUCUACGGGGCUGUACCUGUCAUGCUGGCACAUAACGAAAAACAGACUGUUGGAGUAUUUUGGCAAAAUCCCUCCGAGGCCUGGAUAGAUAUAAGUCACAACCUGGCAGACAAGUCUGUCCUGUCCAAGGUGGUUGAUUUUGUCAAGGGAGGAGACCAGAUUCCACAAGUUGAUACACACUGGUUUUUUGAGAGUGGAAUUGUGGACAUUUUCAUCAUGUUGGGCCCUGGUCCUGCAGACGUUUUCAAACAGUAUGCAGCAUUGACAGGGACAACCCCUUUGCCCCCUAUGUUUGCUCUUGCUUAUCAUCAGUCCCGGUGGAACUAUAACGAUGAGGAAGAUGUUAGCAAUGUUGAUGCAAACUUUGACAAGCAUGAUAUACCAUAUGAUGUUAUUUGGCUGGAUAUUGAGCACACUGAUGGUAAAAGAUAUUUCACCUGGGACAAGUCAAAGUUCCCUAAUCCAGAGGAGAUGGUCAGAAACAUUUCAGCUAAGGGUAGGAAAAUGGUCACCAUUGUGGACCCUCAUAUAAAGAAAGAUGACCACUACAAGAUUUACAAAGAGUGUAGAGAUCUGGGCCACUUCAUCAAGAAUAAAGAUGGCAAUGAUUACGAUGGCUGGUGUUGGCCUGGCUCCUCCAGUUGGCCAGAUUUCACAAAGCCAGCAAUCAGACAGUACUGGGCUAGUAAGUUUGCCGUGGAAGAGUAUGAAGGCUCCACGCUGGACUUGCACACCUGGAAUGACAUGAAUGAGCCCUCUGUCUUCAAUGGGCCAGAGAUUACCAUGCAUAAAGAUGCCAAGCACGAUGGUGGAUGGGAACACAGGGAUGUUCACAAUAUUUAUGGAAUGUUUGUGCAUCAAGCCACAGUGGAGGGGAUGGUAGCCAGGACUGGAGGACUGUUACGGCCAUUUGUACUGUCCAGGGCCUUCUUUGCUGGGUCCCAGAGAUGGGGGGCCGUGUGGACGGGUGAUAACACUGGAGAAUGGGGUCAUCUCAAGGUUUCCAUGCCCAUGAUUCUGUCCCUCAGUAUCACAGGGAUCACCUUCAGUGGAGCAGAUGUGGGAGGGUUCUUCAAGAAUCCAGAUUCUGAACUCCUCACCAGGUGGUACCAGGCUGCAGCAUAUCAGCCAUUCUUCCGUGCUCAUGCUCACUUGGACACACGCCGACGUGAGCCGUGGCUGCUUCCUGAAGAAAACAUGAAGGUGAUUCGCCAGGCAAUACGGGAACGUUAUGCACUGCUCCCUUACUGGUACACAUUGUUCUACAAGGCUGAAAAAGAUGGCGGCCCUGUUAUGAGACCAUUGUGGGUGGAAUUUCCAUCUGAAAAAGGACUUUUCAAAGAGGAGGAGACAUUCAUGAUAGGUGAUGCCUUAAUGGUACGCCCAGUCACUGCAGCCGGUACCCAAGGGGUCAAUGUUUUCUUCCCAGGGGGCACUGAACAGUACUGGUAUGAUACAGACACAACUGAGCGUGUCUUUGGAGGUGCAGCACAUUAUGUAAAAACUCCACUGGAUAAGAUCCCAACAUUCCAAAGAGGAGGCAGUAUCAUUCCUAAAAAAGAGCGCAUUCGCCGGGCAUCAAACUUGGGAAGACAUGACCCAUACACACUGGUUGUGGCAUUAGAUAGAAAGGGUUCAGCCAGAGGAGAUUUGUACAUUGAUGAUUAUCAUACAUUCCACUACAGAAAGGGUGACUUUAUCUACAGAGAAUUCAUUUUUAAAGACAAAGUCCUAGAAAAUAAAAAUGGUAACCCAGGGUCGACCUUCACCACUCCCUCCUGGCUGGAGAAGGUCAUCAUUAUGGGGCUCAGCACCAGUCCUUCAGCUGUAACUAUCUCUAGUCCAAAAUCUGCCAGUACUAGCUUAGGUUUUACAUAUGACUCUGUAAAGAUGAUCUUGACUAUUAGAAAACCAGCAGUAAAUAUUGCAGAAGAUUGGACUAUUAGUAUACAGUAAAAGAUCUUGUGAUUUAAAUAAUUGUAGAAUCAUCAAGUCAUUAAUUCAUAAUACUAAAUUGCAGAGUAAAAGAUCUUUAUGUGCGAAAAAAAUUAAAGUAAAUUUGAAGGUCAGAAGCAUAAGAUAUCGGUGUAUGAAAUUUAUAUUGAUAAUCAUGAUGUGAAACAAAGGAAUGUGCUGAAAUUUUAAGCAAUAUUUGGUUCUUUCAAAGUGACUGUUUCCCUUGUGGUACAAGUUUAUCAGCAUAUUUGCUGUUUAUGUAAUAUAUAAAUUGUAACAAAUGUAUGGUACAUUUCUUUUGAUGUCAUAGUGACUUAUAAUGUAAUUAUAUUACCAUCUCUUCCCAACAGUUGUUUAACUACCAUUGUUUGAGAAGAAAUGUUUUUUAAUCUUUAAAAUUUAAACAUGUCAGUAUAUUCUCCUAUUACAAUAAUGGCAUGAAAUCUAUGCAUUUGUCAUUUUGUGGUAUAACUCAGUUUGGGUUUAUCCACUUAUAUGAAUUCUUUGUUGUGUAACCUGUUUGGAAAAUCAAGAUUCCAGUAAUAAGCAAAGUGAAUUUUAUAGUUUUUUCAAUUUCAACUGUGUUGAAUGUCAUUUAAAUGCUUUGUGUAAAAAAAGAGAAAAUAAAAUUGAAAAUUUCUACAGUGUA